Messenger RNA from Vicugna pacos (alpaca), 1561 nucleotides. The record is from RefSeq and is a predicted model, not a curated record. Lineage: Eukaryota; Metazoa; Chordata; Mammalia; Artiodactyla; Camelidae.
AUGGGAGCUGGACGUGGCAGGAACAGGCCCCACUGCAGCGUCCCGGAUGGGGAGCACCCCGCAGCCCGCCAAGGCCGAGGGCACCGCGCCCCAACCCACUUGGCCCGUGCCUGGCGCUUCCUGCAGACACUGCUCCCACCCGCAGCCCCAGGAGGAAGCCCUGCCUUGCACCGCACCCAGCUUUCCUCCGGAAGACCCAGGAGGCUGAUGGGGGGGCCUUCAGCUGCGAGCCCGGCCUUCAGGGUGUGGAGUGAGGUGGCGCCGCUCCGCCUUCAGAAGGACCCCCCCGCCCCCGGAGCCGCGAUCCACUUCGGUGGAGGUAAGAAGGGCAGAAACUUUGAGCCCACCCAGUCCUCUCUCUUCAGCAUAAUGGGGAGCUUUUUGAAGCACGCCAAGCCCCUCACAUGCACCCACCGCACCCGAAGACUGGAGCAGUCUCCCCUCAUCCCCACAGUGGCCAUCCAUGAAACUGGCCACGUCCUCGGUUUGCCUCCCAUCCACAGGACAGGACCUGGAAUACAGCCGAAUUCUAUUCCCUUGGUGCCUGCAUGCGAGUGGGACUGGUCCGAUAGAAAAGCAGUUUGUUCAUGCAAAGAAUCAUUUGAUGCUACAUUUGACUGGAUGCAGACAGACCACCAAGGAGAAGUGAUGGUGAGAUUCAGCACGUGUUUUUUACAUACCAGCUGGUGUUAGCUUUAAGAAAAUCAAAACCACCAGACCUACAGGGACCCUGUCCAGAUCCUCACAGGCUGGCACGGAGUCCCCACCCGAAACAUCGACGAACUUUGCCUGCAUCAGACGCAGAGAAGAGGAAAUCGGCAGUGGGGACAUGACAGUGACAAGCACCAGGCUCACACAGAAGACGGGGGCAGCUACCACAGCUUGAUUUCAGAAGGAUUUCCUGGCUCCAAGCCUCAUAAAAUGGCCACGGCCUUUUAUGACAGAAGAAGGCAGUUAACUGACUUCUUCAAAGGGUCCUUCACUUCCAGAAAAGCAGUCUUGGUUUCUUGGUUUCUUUGCCGGGCAGGUAAGUUUGCAUUUGAUGUGAACAGAAAUCGAGUCCUUGAUCCUUGUCCGAUGACAAUUACUAAGGCUUUUCCAGGAGCAGAGCCACAAAACCGCGUCAGAAACCUAGACUCAGCCUAUCACCACUCCAUCUUCUUCCUCAGAGGCGACGCGUCUGGGGAACAAGUGCACGACGCGGACCAACAGCAGCAUCCUUGGUUUCCUUCAGAUGGCUUAUUUCCAAAGCAGUCUGUCUCACAGAAGUGGCUCUCUUCCUCCACCCUGAACCUUCUUUCAGUGGUCCAUCUCUCCACACCCCCUGCCUCAAUUUCAUGGGGUCCAGUCAUAGGAGAUGCCAUACCUAAAGGCCUGGAAAUGACUUCACUGCACUGCAAACUCGGGGCUUCAAUGGAAGAGAGUGCAGAAUUUGAAUUCUCUACACUCCUAAGUCCCCGUCUUCACAGUUUCUCUCUUGCUAAUACUUGACAGCAUACAGAGGGUUUUCACGUGCAUCUCUCUCUCGAUCGUCAGACUCCGUCAGCGGGGCGGGGCAGAU